Eurytemora carolleeae is the source of this 2662-nucleotide messenger RNA. RefSeq names its product kelch-like protein 5. The record is from RefSeq and is a predicted model, not a curated record. Lineage: Eukaryota; Metazoa; Arthropoda; Copepoda; Calanoida; Temoridae. Gene Ontology annotation, molecular function: protein binding.
AGAAUAUAGUUGCUUUCUUUUAGGUCUGCAGCAGUAAGUAAUGUGAGCUUAAACUAUACACAUCCCCACCUCAACUAUUACUCCAUAGGAUGGAAUGAGAAGAGAAGAUUAACUAACAAGGGUUUAGAAUCCUAUUUACUCCGAGUAUGCUAGAUCCUAUGAGCUUCACAAGGAAGAUGGGACAUAGAAAUUCAAAACUCAAGAGACUCAGGGAUCAGCAUGAGAAAGAAACCCUGGCUGCCCGAGAGCAUAUGUUUGGAAAGUUUGAUACAAUUAUUAUAUCCGGAGAUACACAUCUACCAUGCCAUAGAGAAAUUUUGAUGGAGCACUCCUUCUAUUUUCGAUCCAUGUUUGGUAAAUUCGCUGAGAAAUCUCUAGCGUCAAUAGAACUAAAGGAUAUUUCAGAUCCAAGCCUAAUGAGCCAGAUAAUCAACUAUAUGUAUUUCCACACUGUUACCUUGAGUCCUAAGAACGUGCAGGAUAUUCUCACAACAGCAAACUAUCUCAUGAUUGAUACUUUAACCAGUGAUUGUGUUCAAUAUAUCAAGGAUAGGAUCGAUCGUAAAAAUGCGGUUUCAGUUUUUCUUUAUACCGGAGAAAUGGGACCUUGGGACCUUCAUAUAGCUGCUCAAGACUUUAUUCUUCAACACUUUGAACAGGUUGAGCAGAGUUUUCGAUCCCAUCUGGUGAAGAAGAAUAAGAACCUGAGUACUGCGCUAGAAGAAGCGAGAACGUAUUUAGCGAAAAACACUCAUCAGAAGCUGGACUACUGGAGUUGUAAGCCUAAGCCCCCUCGCUGGCCUAAAAUAUUUGUGAUCAUGAGAAUGUACUGGAAAAAUCUACCAAUGGAGUAUUACGAUUUUAAACUCAAAAGUUGGAAACAAUUAACGCCAGUGCAGAACUGGAGAAGCUGUACAGCAUUAGUGGGACACAAGCAUAGUAUUUAUCUACUGGGGGGAGAAGAAGUUGAUACAGAAUCCCCAACAGGGUCAAGAACCGUUAACAGGGUUACCAGGUAUGAUUGUGAGACUGGUAAAUGGUCUGGUGGUCCAAGUAUGCUUCUGGCAAGGAGAUGGUCUGGUGCUCUGGUUGUAGACAAUGUAAUCUACUGCAUCGGUGGGAUCGGAGGGAAAGGAGGAACCUAUGAGAGGAGACUUGAUACUGUAGAAUGCCUGGAACUAGAUGAAGAGGGGGUCAGGAGAUGGAAACCUCUGGCUAACAUGUCCACUCCGAGAUCCUCCCACACCUGCGAGGUUAUGGAUGGUCUGAUCUACGUAGUGGGAGGAGGAGAUGGCAAGGAUUGGUUAUCAUCUGCGGAGGUGUAUGACCCAAAGAAGAACCGAUGGAAAACAAUAUCGGAUCUCUCCGCUAAGCGGUGGAAAUGUGGUUUAGUCCAGCUCGGAGGAUAUCUCUACGCUGUCGGAGGCAUGGAUUCUCCCAGGGCAGGGUUCUGGGGAGCUCCGCUUAAUACAGUGGAACGAUAUUCAGCAAGAACGGAUACCUGGACGAAUAUUGCUCCGAUGCAUGAGAGUAGGUUCGGUUGUGCCGUAGUAUCCCAUCAAGGAAAGAUCUAUGUGAGCGGAGGGUUCGGACAGGAUAAAGCAAUUCUCAGCAGCGUAGAGUGCUACGACCCGGAGACAGAUAGAUGGUCUAAACUCUCCAAUAUGAAGAAAAUGUGCGGUUUUGUCGGCGGAGUUCUGAUAGAUCGUCCAGUACUAUUCGAGACAGAGGGAGAGACCAAGAUAGUUGCCCAACGGAGCUCACGUACAGAAGGAAGGUCGAUACGUUCCAACAGUAAUAUGUGACUUCGUGACGUCAUUCAGAACCAGUUUUAUCGAUGGAAAACUAUUGGCUAGCCAACUCUUUCAUUAAGAGUUCCUCUACAGAUUCACAUCUAGUAGGACCUCUCUCUUAUUCUACUAUGUAGUACCACUGGAGAGACUCUGUCUAUAAGAGUUCCACAGAUUCACAUAUAGUAAGACCUCUCUCUUAUCCUACUAUAUAGUACCACUGGAGAGACUCUGUCUAUAAGAGUUCCACAGAUUCACAUCUAGUAAGACCUCUCUCUUAUCCUACUAUAUAGUACCACUGGAGAGACUCUGUCUAUAAGAGUUCCACAGAUUCACAUCUAGUAGGACCUCUCUUUUAUCCUACUAUAUAGUACCACUAGAGAGACUCUGCCUAUAAAAGUUCCACAUAUUUACAUCUAAUAGGACCUCUCUCUUAUCCGACUAUAUAGUACCACUGGAGAGACUCUGCCUGUAAGAGUUCCACAGAUUUACAUCUAGUAGAACCUCUCUCUUAUUCUUGUAUCCAUGAAGAGACAGUGAAACAGAACCUAUUUAUUUUCUAGUCAGGAUGUUAUCCUUACAGGGAAUGUCUACGUAAUUUAAAGUUAUUUCUACCAUUUUUUUAUAAAAGCAAAUUUCCCGGGCAUUUAAAAAAUAUAUUUUUUAUAAGCAAGCGAGAUAAUGACCUAUUUCCACAUAUUUUAAUUCUUAGUUUAACCAAAAAACUGAAAGAUGUCCUGAAAUCCUGAACUAAACGAUAACUCUAGAUUACGUUGACAAUUCCUUUGAGCUAUUCGGAGCUUCUUUUUUAGAGAAUCCAUGGAAUUCGACAAAUGCCCCACAUCAAAUUACAGCUGUUUAAAACCCCUAAA